AUGGCGUGGCUAAAAAAGCACAAUCCCCAAAUUUCAUGGGAAAAGCACACGCUUGUUUUUAAUUCAUCAUAUUGCUCCAAUAAUUGUUUAUCAAUACCUGCCGUUUUAGAACUUAAAGCGGUAGAAGAAAUCCCCAUCCCUUAUCAAGAAUUUUCCAGGGUUUUUUCCGAGGAAGAAUCAUCCAAAUUGCCUCCUCACCGUCCUUACAAUAUUGCUAUCAAAUUGCUCCCUGACGCAAAACCCCAACAUGGCCCCAUCUACAGCCUAGGCCCAAGGGAAGAUGCCAAACUUAGGGAAACCAUUGAAAAGCAACUAAAAGCAGGUCUGGUCUGCCCGUCUAAGUCCCCAAUGGCCUCUCCCAUAUUAUUUGUCAAGAAGAAAAACGGGAAAUUACGCAUCAUGACCAAGAAGAAUGCCUACCCCCUACCCUUGCCACAAAAUCUUAUCAAGAAACUACAAGGUGCUAAGAUUUUUAGUAAAUUCAACCUCAGAGCAGGAUAUAACUUAGUCCAAAUUAAAGAAGGCAACAAAUGGAAAACAGCCUUCAAAACAAAAUACGGAUUAUUUGAAUAUUUGGUCAUGCCUUUUGGAUUAACAAAUGCACCGGCGGCUUUUCAAGAUAUGAUGAAUGAGAUAUUCAGAGACCUAUUGGAUGUUUACGUCAUCAUAUACCUGGACAAUAUUUUAGUCUUUUCCUUGAACAAAGAAGACCACAAAAUUCAUGUGCAAGAAGUACUCAGGAGGCUACAGGACAACAACCUCUUUUGCAACAUCAAGAAAUGCCACUUCCAUGUCAAGAAAAUCGAUUAUUUAGGGUUUAUUAUAUCCAAAUUUGGCAUAGAAGUUGAUCAAUCUAAAGUCACAGAUGCAAUGAAUUGGUCAACACCUAAGAAUGUCAAAAACAUCCAGGAAUUCUUAGGAUUUGUGAAUUUUUAUAGACAAUUUAUCCCCAAUUUUGGCAACAUGGCACAACCCUUGUACAAUUUGCUCAAAAAAGAUAGUACUUGGAAAUGGGACUUAACAGAACAACAAUCCUUCAAUGGUCUAAAGAAAUGCCUUACCUCCGCACCUCUGCUUUUACAACCUGAUACCACAAGACAAUUUUACGUGGAAUGUGACGCAUCAAACUAUGCCACUGGAGCAAUACUAUCCCAGCAUAACCUUGAAGGGAAACUGGGCCCUGUAGCAUAUUUAUCAAAAUCCCUAUCACCAGCUGAAAAGAAUUACAAUAUUUUUGACAAGGAGCUAUUAGCAGUCAUUAGGGCAUUCAAGGAAUGGUGUCAUUUAUUAGAAGGGUUGGAACUACCAGUUCAGGUUCUGACAGAUCAUAAGAACUUGGAAUACUUUUCCACAUCACAAUCUUUGAACAAACGUCAAAUCCAAUGGGCAAACUUCCUAGUGGACUAUAAUUUCCAGAUCAUUUACAGGCCUGGAGCACAGAAUAAAAAAGCCAAUAUCCUCUCACAACGCUACAAUUUAGUGCCCCUUGAAGGAGGGGUAGAGAACCAAGUUCUCCUGAAACCGGAACUUUUCAUUGCAUCAAUCACUCUGGAUCAGGAAAUCAAUGAUCUAAUUGGCAAAGCCAUUUAUGAGGAUAACCGUCUGAAAGAAAUCCUACAUAAACUUCAGGGCAAGGAAAAGGUCACAGAUUGGGAACUAAAAGAAGGAUUACUAUGGCAUCAAGGGAAAAUCUUUGUACCUAAGGAUGAUACUAUUAGAAACCUUAUCUUGGAAUCUAGGCACAAUGCAUUAGCUGCGGGACAUCCGGGACAAGCCAGAACUUUGGAACUUGUCUCGAGGAAUUAUUAUUGGCCAUCCAUGAAAAAGUUUGUCAACUCCUAUGUACCAGUAGGACUGUUAAAGCCAUUACAGAUUCCCAAACGCCCUUGGGAAGACAUUGCCUAUGACAUGAUUGUAGGACUACCAAUCUCAGAAGGUUUUGACGCCAUCCUCACUGUCAUUGACCGAUUCUCAAAAAUGGUUCACUUCAUCCCCACUCAAUCCACGGCGUUGGCUAUUGAUAUUGCCAACCUCUUUAUCACGUAUAUAUGGAAAUUACACGGUCUCCCCAGAAGUACGGUUUCAGACAGAGGCCCUACGUUCAAUGCCAAGUUCAUUUGUCACCUAUAUAAAAGGCUGGACAUUAAACCCACAUACUCUACAGCCUACCAUCCGCAAACAGAUGGACAGACAGAACAAAUACAACGGGAAGCUGAAAUUUUCAUCCGUAUGUUUGGAAACCACCGCCAAUUGGACUGGGUAUCUCUACUUCCUUUAGCCAAGUUUGCGCUCAACAAUCUUAAGCAAUCUUCCAUGGGUAAAUCUCCGUUCCAGAUAUGUUAUGGACUAAACCCCCAAUUCUCUGUGGGUCAGAAAACAGACAAAUCUACCCCAAAUGCAGAUGAACAUGCAGAGUUUUUGGAAAAAGGCUAUGAUGAGGUUAAGGCAGCACUGUCAUUAUUGCAAGAACGGAUGAAAUACUUCUACAAUCAAAGGCAUAGGGAGGAAGAAGAAAUCCAAGUAGGGGACAAGGUCUGGUUGAGCCACCAAAAUAUAUCUACCAAUAGACCAUCCAUCAAACUCAGCCAUAAAAAACUAGGUCCCUACUUAGUAGUCAAAAAAAUUGGAUUGCACGCAUAUAAACUUCAACUACCCCAUACUAUGCGCAUACAUCCAGUUUUUCAUAUUAAUCUUCUAACAAAGUUCCACCCCAACCCUCACGGACGUGAUCCUCCUCAACCUGCGCCUAUCAUCACAGAAGAAGGUGAAGAGGAAUAUGAAGUAGAAAAAAUCCUAGAUAGCAAGUGGAAGGGAUGA
Rhizoctonia solani is the source of this 2817-nucleotide messenger RNA. Its product is annotated as Retrotransposable element Tf2 protein. Gene Ontology annotation, molecular function: nucleic acid binding. Bases 1 to 2817 code for a protein of 938 amino acids. The record is from RefSeq and is a predicted model, not a curated record. Gene Ontology annotation, biological process: DNA integration. The transcript has 3 exons. Lineage: Eukaryota; Fungi; Basidiomycota; Agaricomycetes; Cantharellales; Ceratobasidiaceae.